AUGAAGAACUUUCAUGAUGAUAUCAAAGAGAAGAAUUCUUCUGGGAAAGCCAACCGAACAGCAAUUCGGAAGCAUUCACAACUUAAUGGAGAUCCAUCCAUUUGGGAGGGAACGAUUACUUCAUGGAAAUUGGAAAUGCAGAUAUCUUUCAAACAUCUGGGAAACCACAAACCGAAAGAUCGACAAGAUCCAAGCAUCUUUGGAUAUACUCAAUCAAAAGCGCGACCACAUCUUGGAGGAUAUGGAUCGCUGGUGAAGCCCCCAGCCUCUCAAGGAGAUCUUGGAAUCCACAUCCAAAUGGAGGAGGACAUGGAAAUCGACCAUGAGGAAACGGUCACCAUCCCAGAAGACUGUUGUCUUGCAAGCUCCGGAUCAGUAAGUGUCGAUGAAGGAGAUAAAUCUCCACCGACCCCACUGGUGCUUCAAAAGCUCCAAAAUCCAGGAACCGAAUUGCUGAGCUAUUUUCGUCACCUACAAUUCCCACCAUCCAAACCUCGUCGAAAGUGCCUUCCCCGAAGGUUUACCGUAGCUCAAGUAACCAUUCUUCAAGCAAAAUUCCAAGAGAAUCCAUACAUUUCAAGGGAGGAAAAGUUAACAAUGGCCAUGACCUUCGGAUCAACUCCUUUACAAAUAAAGCGAUGGUUUAAGAAUCAGAGAGAAGUGCAACGGAGAUCAUUCAAACGGACUUUUACGGAUGUCAAAAGGAAUCUUCUGAUGGCAAGGUUCCAGGAGAAUCCAUAUCCGUCGGAGGAGGACGAAGAGUAUUUGGCGAUGGUCACUGGUUUAACAAAGACAAAAAUUAGAGAUUGGUUUAGCUAUAAACGAUGUCUGCAGGGAAAAUCAAACAAUUAA
Messenger RNA from Caenorhabditis briggsae, 852 nucleotides. The record is from RefSeq and is a predicted model, not a curated record. The transcript has 4 exons. Gene Ontology annotation, molecular function: DNA-binding transcription factor activity, RNA polymerase II-specific; RNA polymerase II cis-regulatory region sequence-specific DNA binding. Gene Ontology annotation, biological process: regulation of transcription by RNA polymerase II. NCBI's taxonomy places the organism in Eukaryota, Metazoa, Nematoda, Chromadorea, Rhabditida, Rhabditidae. Bases 1 to 852 code for a protein of 283 amino acids.